AUGUCGGGAAUAGGCGCAGAGCUUCCACCACACUUGCUCGCGAAGCGAAAGAGACAGCAAGAAGAACAGGCCUCACAGACGUCCACCACAACCUCCGGCGCAAAACGGUCACAGAGUCCAGAUGGGCCAGAAAAGCGGCGGAAGGUUAUAGGACCAGCGAUGCCUCCUGCACCUUUGGAGGAGAGACCAUUAGAGCCAGCAGACGCAGGUGAAGAUGAAAGCAGCGACGAUGACGACUUUGGACCUUCACUGCCCACUGGUGACGACGGCACCGGCGAAGUAACAGACAAUGGCGGCAGCGCUUUCGCCGACACUGAUGCGGCAACAACUGCAAAGCCAAAGAGAGACGACUGGAUGACGAUGCCUCCGAAGCAAGACGACCUCGCCGCGAGAAUGGACCCUUCGAUACAAAGACCCAAAGCGUUCAACUCGGGCAAAGGCGCACGAGCAACGAAUCCCGGAGCAGACGAUAGUUCAACCUGGCAUGAGACACCCGAGCAGAAACGCAAACGUCUAGCAGAUGAGAUGAUGGGGAUUGGAGCACCCAGUAGUGGAGCACGCCCACAAUCCACCAAGGCCGCGAGUGAACAUGACGCUCAUCGCAAGAUCAAGGAGCAUGUGGACAAGUCGCGAGGGCCAUCACUUAUGGAGCAGCAUAAACAAGCCACAAAGGACACGGAGCCCGAGGACGACCCUAGCAAGCGAGCAUUUGACCGUGAGAAGGAUAUGGGACAUGGAGGACGCAUGUCUUCUGUUCAGAAGAAGGAAAUGCUCAACAAGGCAGCUGAUUUCUCGGGAAAGUUUUCUGGAGGAUCGUAUCUGUGA
Ramularia collo-cygni is the source of this 825-nucleotide messenger RNA. RefSeq lists its product as uncharacterized. NCBI's taxonomy places the organism in Eukaryota, Fungi, Ascomycota, Dothideomycetes, Mycosphaerellales, Mycosphaerellaceae. The transcript has 2 exons. The record is from RefSeq and is a predicted model, not a curated record. The coding region runs from base 1 to 825 and encodes 274 amino acids.